GAAAACUUCAGGCAUAUUUGUAAGACAGUCAUAUGCAAACAUUUCAAAUGAAUAAAUCGUUUCCGCAAUCACCUAGUGCUUCAUCGGAAGCAAGCGAAACGCAGAGCAUAAACGAUGAACCAAUCACGAUAAAUAAAUCCAUUAAGCAAACCAAGGCAAAAACCAAAGAACUGGAGAAGGAACGGCCGCCAUGGAAAACCGUUAUCAUAGCCCCACCAUCAAAGGCAGACAGAAAUGCCCUGUUGAAGGCAAAAAUUUUGGAUGCAACGAGGCGUGCCUUGUUAUCACAACGGAUUGCUCACAUAUGGACUCAAACAGAUCCAAUUCCAACAAAAGAAAAACAGGUUGAAACAGAUGGCUCUGUAACCAUUAAAAAGGAGAGUCCGGGUGGAUUUAUAUUAACGCAAACUAUCGGUUUGUCAACCGAUAACAUUUUGAUAAAUGACGUCGGAACCCAAACAGCUAGGCCAAAAACUAGUCUAUCGUUUGGAACAUUUCCGUACGGAAAUAAUUCUGUUAACGAAAACACAUUUGGCACGGUCGAGGACAACAUUUUGCGAAAUGCACAUAGCCUUGAAACUCAAGUGCAAGACAUUAAAAGGCUCGAAGACAAGCUGUGGAACAAGAGUGAACCAGAGCACGUAGACAACGACAUUGCAAGCGAACCGAAAAAUGAAAUUAACGACGAGUCGCGAGAAGUGGAAUUUUCUGACGAUUCGCUAAGUGAUAACGGAAAAGCUGAUUUCGAUGGCGGCAGUAGAAAACAAUCGAACGACAGUGACGACGUGCAGCCAAACGAAAGCCAGGAAAAGUUUUUAAACGCACCAACAUUAACAUCCUGGACAGGUUUUGAAUCGAACGAUGAUGACGAAUACGGCCUACCACAACUUCCUAAACAAACCACAUCGGAAGGCUAUGCGCCGUGGCAUAAUUUUAAAGAUAUUCUCAUCGGCAAUCGACUCGCUAAUAUGCAUCUAUCGCCUCUACCACCACGGAGGACAAAUAUUAAACGUAAAUCAGUGACUUGGAGCGAUGCACAGCAUCAAGCAGUGUCGGAACUGAUGUUCGAAGCCACAGCACUGUUAGAUGUUUUUGACAAUGUUGCAAUGCUCAUCGGGCCGGAUUUAAAUAUUAAACUUACUCCGAACGCGAAAUUUGAGUCACUAAAAUUACCCGAAUCGAAAUGGCAGCCAGUGCUAGAGAAGUCAACAAAAGAAUUGGAUGAAUGUUUGAGACGUUUUCGACCGCAUGUUUUUUCCAAAUCAUUUGAUGUGGACGAUUUGAAUUUUUGAGAGUUUGUAUAAUAUCAGAAAACAUUACAAAUUUUGAUGAAGAAAGUUGAGUUCAUGAACGACAAAUAGAGGGUUUUUUAAU
Molecule: messenger RNA, 1374 nt
Organism: Bradysia coprophila
Lineage: Eukaryota; Metazoa; Arthropoda; Insecta; Diptera; Sciaridae
Source: RefSeq, a predicted model, not a curated record